Diaporthe amygdali is the source of this 969-nucleotide messenger RNA. RefSeq names its product hrf1 domain-containing protein. The coding region runs from base 1 to 969 and encodes 322 amino acids. Gene Ontology annotation, cellular component: endoplasmic reticulum-Golgi intermediate compartment; COPII-coated ER to Golgi transport vesicle; Golgi membrane. Gene Ontology annotation, biological process: endoplasmic reticulum to Golgi vesicle-mediated transport. The transcript has 2 exons. NCBI's taxonomy places the organism in Eukaryota, Fungi, Ascomycota, Sordariomycetes, Diaporthales, Diaporthaceae. The record is from RefSeq and is a predicted model, not a curated record.
AUGCAGCGACCGCAAACAUACGGCCAGUCGCCGCCUCUCCACCACCCCGUACCACAACACGUCUCGACCGUGCCCCAGCUGCGAUCACCACCUCCACCAACGGGGUCCCAGCCCCAGUCGCAGAACUAUGGCAACCCCUACCAGGCCCAGCAGGCCGGCGCGCCGAAUGGCAACACGCUCGGCCAGUACGGCAAUUUCAUGAACGAUCCUACAGCGCAGUUCGCCGCCCAGUUUGGUCAGACUGCCUUCAAGCACGGACAGGAAUAUCUCGAGCAAAACGUCAACCGCUACUUCAACUAUCCCGCCCUCAAGCACUACUUCAACGUCACCAACAGCUACGUGAUAAACAAGCUCUUCCUCGUCCUCUUCCCUUGGAGGCACAAGCCCUGGUCGCGCAAGCAAGCAGUCGGGCCCAACGGCCAGGAAGGCUGGUAUCUGCCGCCGCGCGACGAUGUCAACAGCCCGGACAUGUACAUCCCUGUCAUGUCCAUCGUGACCUACAUCCUCCUCUCCACGCUCCUCGCUGGUCUACGCGGGCAGUUUCAACCCGAGCUGCUCGGCUCAAAAGCCGCGACUGGGCUGAUUGUGGUCAUGGCCGAGAUCUUGGGCUUGAAGGUCGGCUCGUACAUCCUCAGCAUCUCCAACUCCUCACAGCUGCUGGAUCUGGUCGCGUACUCGGGCUACAAGUUUGUCGGAAUUAUUGUGACUAUCGCCGUGGCCGAGAUCUUCAAUGGUGGCAAGGGUACCGGCGGCUGGGUCGGCUGGAGCGUCUUCAUAUACACUUUCCUGGCCAACUCGCUCUUCCUCAUGCGCUCGCUCAAGUAUGUCUUGUUGCCGGAGAAUAACGGAGACCCCCGGGGUGGAAUGCAGACGGACUCGAGGGCAAAGAGGAACCAGCGCACACAGUUCCUGUUCUUCUACUCGUACGUCGUACAAUUGGUCCUCAUGUGGAUUUUGUGUAGGGCUUAG